CACAAGCUCCCGCCUAGCAUUCCCUCCGUUCUUCUGCUUCUUUAUCUCUCCUCUUCUGCCCUGUCUUGUUGUCUUCUUCUCUCUGAUCGUCCUCUCUCUGAGCGUUUCUACGCAAUCGCGUCGAUUACCUUCUCUCCGCCGUACUUUGGACUCGAAGAUUCUGUACAGAGCAUUGCCGUCGUCGCGCUCUGCGGCGCCGAAGCUCUUCCCUCGUCGAGCGUUUCGGUUUGUGCAACUCAGAGUGGGAUACUUCAACGGAACUUUAUCUCUAGAUCGUUGUCCCAUCCAACGAGGGUCAUAAGUGUGGAACAGGAACCGGUGCUGUUGGUGGGCAUGCCGUGGUAGACGAGAUAAUUAUGGUUUUCGCUCACAGACGAGACGAACCUCGGUAUUGAGAGUGCGGCCACAAUAUUGUAUGUCACCAUUGCUAAAGCAAGUGGAUAGGCUGCAAAGAUCCUCGCUGUUGUUGUACUCUGACCUCAUAAAUCAAUGUCUCUCGUUGAAAUCUCUUCAUUAUACCAAAGCCAUCCAUGCGCAGUUGAUAAAAGUUGGACUUGCUCGCCACACAUUUCUGGGAAAUCGAUGUCUGGAUUUGUAUGCGUGCUUUGGCACGACAAAGGAUGUCCUGAAUCUGUUUGAUGAUAUCCCUGGCAAGAAUUUGAUAUCUUGGAAUAUUUGCUUGAAAGGGUUGGUAAAAUGCAGUGACAUUAGAAGGGCACGGGUAAUGUUUGAAGGAAUGCCUCAAAGGGAUGUCGUAAGUUGGAAUUCCAUGCUCUUGGGGUAUGCGUCUAAUGGGUUUGUUGAUUAUGCACUGGAGCUGUUUUGGGAAAUGCAAAAUGCUGGAGUUGAACCGAGUGAUUAUACAUACUCCAUGGUGGCAUCAUUUGUGUCAUGUGCUAAUUAUGGCAGGCAAAUCCAUGCUAGAAUGAUCAGGAGUGGCAUGAAUGCACAGAAUGUGGUGCUUGGAAAUUCUUUGAUUGACAUGUAUGGGAAGCUUGGUCUUGUUGACUAUGCUCAUAGGCUAUUUAUGACAAUGGAAAAGGUUGACAUCAUCUCUUGGAACUCGCUGAUCUCAGGGUUAUACAACUCUUGUCAAAGUCAAUGUGCACUGGAGCAGUUCACCACAAUGCUUCACAUAGGACAAUCUCCAGAUGAGUUCACGGUUUCAUUGAUGUUCACAAUCUGUUGCAAAUUGCAACAACUGGAGAAGGGUGAACAACUUUUCUGUUUGUCUACAAAGAUGGGCUUUCUUUCUAAUGCAAUAGUUGCAAGUGCCGUCAUUGAUCUAUUCUCCCAGUGCAACAGAUUGGAGAAUUCGGUUCAGUUCUUUGAUGAAGUAGAUGAAUGGGAUAUAGCUCUGUGUAAUUCCAUGAUUUCGAGCUACAUUCGCCAUGACUGUUGGGAAGUUGCUCUAGAUCUUUUCGUUCUGGUCCUGAGGAAAGGCCUCAAGCCGACUGAGUUUACCUUGAGCAGUGUUCUGGGUGCUGUUUCUUUGAAUCUGGCAGAGCAGGGAAGUCAAUUACAUUCUCUGGUUGUUAAGACAGGUUUUGAAUCAGAUCUAGUUCUUGGUAGUUCUCUUCUGGAUAUGUACAACAAAGUUGGCUUAGUAAACUCAUCCAUGAAGAUCUUUCUUCACAUGGUCGGAAGAGAUUUAAUUUCUUGGAAUAGCAUGAUUAUGGGUUUAACUCGUAACGGAAAGGUGGUUGAGGCACUAGGAUUAUUCUUGAAAUUGCUUCAAGUGGGUCUCCCACCAGAUCGAAUAACAUUAUAUGCCGUGUUGCAAGCCUGUAACUAUGGAGGACUUCUCGCUGAAGGAAUGGAAACUUUUUCAUGCAUGGAGGAAGAUUAUGCAAUAAUUCCUGGGGAAGAACAUUAUACCUGUGUCUUGAACUUGUUGUGUCAAUCUGGAAAACUCCAGGAAAUUGUAGAUGUUGUAGAAAAGAUGCCUUGUGAGCCCAAUUAUGAGAUAUGGGAUUUGAUGCUUCGGCUCUGUAGUUUGAGUGGAGACUUGGAACUCAUGGAAGAAGUUGUAGCAAGGAUGAUAGAAGUGGAACCCCAGUCAUCAGUACCUUAUUUGGUCCUAGCUAGGGAAUAUGAAAUGAGGGGCAGAUGGGAGGGCAUUGUUCGAAUUAGGAUGGCUAUGAAAGAGAAGGGUGUCAGAAGGACAAUAGGAUAUAGUUUGAUUGGGAUAAAUAAUCAUGUAUUAGCUUUCAGGGGAGACCAGUUACAACAUCAUGGAGGUAUAGACGUUCUAAGUUUACUCUCAAGGAUGAUUGAAAGACACGAUCCAUGGCAGGAUGGUUAUAUAGGUAAUGCAGAUCAUAUUGGUGCUUAACCAUCUUUUCCAUGGUCAAUUGUUUCAAUUUCAACCCAACAGGGCCACGAAUGAUGCCCGCUUAUGUCUAGCAUGCCGCUUGGUAUUGUACGCUGCAUUAAGCUCCCGGUUGAGAAGCUACAUUGAUAACUAGUUACCAUAUAGGUUGAAUUCUUCUCUGGAAUAGUUUUUCUCCCUGAAAAUGGAGGUUCCAUUUGUUUUUGCUGUGACAGGUGGUGCAUACCGUUUCCCCUUAGAAGCUCUGGAGCUAGUUAUGCUCUUUAGCUUUCUUGGUUUUCCUAACAAGUGUAAUUAUGUUGGCUUUUGAUUUGACACAUUCUAACCAUCCUUCUUGUUUUGCAGCCAUUAGAUCUUCUAGUUUGAUUUGGAACCUGCAAACAGGUUGGAUGAAGGUCUGCAAAAGCUGGGAUUUGGAGUUAACAGCCAUGCUUUGACUUUGCUAAUCCCACGUGUGAAAAUGUUGAUUAAGAUCAAAAGCAGUCACUUUAGGGGCAUGCGCUUAAGAUAUGUUGUCCUCGAAGAUGGUUGUCAAAUGGAAGGUAAUGCCAGUGAAGUUUGUCACUCGCUGGGGAGUGGGGACUUACGAAGGUGAUUGUUUACUAUCAUGACAACCACAUCUCUAUUGAUGGUGACAAGGAGAUUGCAUUCACCGAGUGUUGGCAAAUGGUUCGAGGGUCUAUGUUGGCAUGCUGUAUGAGCGAAAAAAUGGUAACGCUAAUUAUGAUAUCCAUGCUGUCAUCUGGGAAGCAAAGGAUUUCAAGGACAAGCCUACUUUGAUUAAGGUUAGUCAUCCCCUGCAAAUGGGGUUUCAUUGCACACCUGUGAAAAUCUCAAGGGAAGGAAGCUAGCUUUUCAGCUGUUACUACAUGGAGAAUUUUUUUUGAGUUGUUCCCCCUUUUCAAGCUUAAUCUGUUAGCUGAGCUCAUUGCUGGUAAAAGUACAAACAUGAGUCCGGGUGGCAACUCCCGGAGGAGGAGAAAUCUGUUAGCAUAUUGUAAUUAUUGUUUUUGUCUAAUUACAGAAUGCAAUGCCAUUUGCCCAGAGUCUUUGACUCUUUGAUAAUGGAAAUAUAUUGAUCUUUGCUGGUAACUACAACCGUAGGUUUUGGUUAACCUAACAAGGUGAACUGCUACAGUGUUCAUAGUAGUGCCAAGGAAGUUCCAGUAAGAAAGAACCUUGGAUGGCCAAAUUUGUCUUUCCAUGUACCUGAUGAUAAUAGAAAAUGAAUAAAUAACACAAAAAAUCUCUUUCUCUAUUGUGUGAGGGAGACUAACUUGGUAUGAAAAUUCCCUAUUAACUUGUUAGAAACAGUUUUUUGUGCAUAAUUUUGUUGGUCCUUCUAUCUAAAAGCCAUUUUGCAUAGAAGCGGUACCUCCUUGGUUCCUUCUUAAUGAAAUAUUAUUCCUCAUUAAAAAGAAAUUGUACAGUUUUUUGCAGGCAAUGAAGUAACCUUGUUCGUGAUGGUGCUCCUUUUGAAGCUGAAUGAAAUGCAGAAUUGGCUGAAUAUAAAAAGAAAUACAAGGAUGAAGCUGCAUAGGUGACUUCGAUCAUUAAGGCUGAACUACCGCCGGUUGAAAGCGCUCCCGGUGAGUAUUUGUGUUAAUUGUUGAUAAACCGAAGUAGAAAUCUCGUUAAAGUCAUGAUGCAUUUUCUACUUUUUGGCAAUGCCUAUUUGUUCCAAAAACUUGUACUUUACCUCCUGCAAUAGUUAUCAUAAUUCAAUUCUUGUAUUUUCCCAGUGUGGAU
Molecule: messenger RNA, 4081 nt
Organism: Rhodamnia argentea
Lineage: Eukaryota; Viridiplantae; Streptophyta; Magnoliopsida; Myrtales; Myrtaceae
Product: pentatricopeptide repeat-containing protein At1g43980, mitochondrial
Exons: 4
Coding region: 416-2335 (639 amino acids)
Biological process (GO): RNA modification
Molecular function (GO): RNA binding; protein binding
Source: RefSeq, a predicted model, not a curated record